Molecule: messenger RNA, 4596 nt
Organism: Penicillium soppii
Lineage: Eukaryota; Fungi; Ascomycota; Eurotiomycetes; Eurotiales; Aspergillaceae
Product: PT repeat family protein
Exons: 1
Coding region: 1-4596 (1531 amino acids)
Source: RefSeq, a predicted model, not a curated record
AUGGCCACCGUCGAACAGCCCAUCGUCCCCUCCGACCCUAUAGUUGAGAAAUCAGACCUUGCCGACUCAACUGCGACCUUAGUUGAGGAGCCUACACAAGAGAAAUCUGUCGAGCCCGAGGUCCCCAUGACCGCCGCAGAAAAGAAGAAGGCAAAGGAGAGAGCCAAGAAGAAGGCCAAGAAGCAACAGAAGAAGCAGAGUGUGAGCUCUGCUGCACUGGAGGAGACUACAACCCAGACCGAGAGCCCAGCUACGGAGACUGAAUCAGUCGAAGCUCCCAAAGAGGAAUCGGCCGCUGAGUCAGUGGAGAAGACAGAGCCUGAAGAAUCUAAGCCUGUUGAGACUACAGAGUCAACUCCUGUAGAGUCUACUCCCGAAGUUGUGGAAGAAUCAAAGUCUAUCGAAGAUGCUCCCGAACCUACUGCUAAGCCGGUGACCGAGAAGCCGGUCGAAUCAACAACCGAAGAAUCUACGCCCGCGGAUCUCCCAGCACCCACAGAAGAAGCUCAGGCCGUUGAGGCUGUCCCCGAGACCGUCGCAGAGCCUGUCGCGGAAGAGAAGGCCACAGAGGCUGUUUCUGAGCCAGUUGAGACUCCCGCCGAGCCCGCCGUCGAAGAGCCAAAGGCUACCGAGGAAGUCGCCGAACCCACAGAAAAGGCUGCUGAGCCUGUCGUCGAGACUCCUGUUGCCGAAUCUGCUGCUGAGCCCACCAAAGAAGAGCCCAAGGCCGUAGAGGCUGUUCCCGAACCUGCCCAGGAGACUCCUGUAGAGGAAUCUAAGGUCGCCGAGGAAGUUGCUGAGCCCACCGAAAAGACCGCCGAACCGGUCGAGGCUGCUGAGCCUAUCGCUGAGACGCCUGCCGCUGAGUCCGUCACAGAGGAGACCAAGGCCGCAGAGGCGGUCCCGGAAACUGCCGAAGAGACUCCUGCCCUGGAGGAGCCUAAGGCCACUGAGGUGACCGCCGAACCCACAGAACAGGCUGCCGAGCCUGUCACUAAGACACCAGCGGUCGAAGAGCCCAAGGUUGCCGAGAAGAUCGCCGAAUCACCAGCAGUGACUGCCGAGCCUGUCGCCGAGACUCCUGCCGCUGAGCCUGCCACAGAAGAGCCUAAGGCUGUGGAGGCUGUCCCCGAGAUUGUCGACGAGACUCCCGCUGUCGAAACCGAGGAACCCAAGGCCAGCGAGGAGGUUGUUGAGACUACCACAGAGAAGACCGCCGAGGCCGUCGAGCCUCUGAAAGAGCCAAAGGCUAUGGAGGAGGUUGCUCAGCCUACUGAGGAGACGCCUGCUACCGAGGUCGCUGCCGAAGUAGUCGCUGAAGAGGUGAAGCCUGAGGUUGUUACUGAGUCUACCGAGGCUGCUGUGGAGGAACCCAAGGCCGUGGAGGUUGCUGAAUCCAUCGAGGAGAAGCCCGCUACCGAGACCGCAGAGAAGGUUGUUGAACCUGCCGCUGAGCCUGUGUCUGAAACUGCUGAAGCCCCCGUGGAGGAGACCAAGGCUGUGGAGGAACCCACCGCUGAGGAGAAGCCCGUCGAGGCUGUUGCUGAAACCGCUGAAGUUCCUGUGGAGGAGACCAAGGCUGUGGAGGAACCCACCGCUGAGGAGAAGCCCGUCGAGGCUGUUGCUGAAACCGCUCAAGUUCCUGUGGAGGAGACCAAGGCUGUCGAGGAACCCACCGCUGAGGAGAAGCCCGUCGAGGCUGUUGCUGAAACCGCUCAAGUUCCUGUGGAGGAGACCAAGGCUGUCGAGGAACCCACCGCUGAGGAGAAGCCCGUCGAGGCUGUUGCUGAAAUCGCUGAAGCCCCCGUGGAGACCCAGGCUGUCGAGGAACCCACCACCGAGGAGAAGCCCGUUGAGGCUGUUCCCGAGGUUUCCGAGGCACCAGUCGAGACUCCAGUCGAAACCGCCGCCGAGGAAUCCAAUUCCAUCGAGAAUGCCGAGCCCACCAAGGAGCCCGUGGCCGAAAAGACGGUCGAGGCGCCAGUCGCCGAAGCCGAGAACAGUGCUGACGCCAGCGUCAUUCCCGGCGAGACUGCCUUCGAAGCCACCGAGGAAGCCACAGUCGAGACCUCCAAGCCCGAAGAAACCAUUCCUGAGUCUGAGACCAAGGAAGUCACCGAGACUCCCGCCGUCGAGGAAUCGACCACCGAACCUGUGAAGGAGACUGAGACUGCCGGGCCCGUCCUCGAGAAGGCUGACACCGUCGAGCCUACUGUUGAGGAACCCACCACGGAGUCUGCCGAGACUCCUGUCGAGGCUGCCGUCGAGCCCACCCCUGAAGUCACCGAGACAGCCUCUGAAACCGUCGCCGCUCCUACCGUCGAGGAGCCCGCCACUGAGAAGGCCCCUGAGACCGCUGCCGCCGAGCCUGUCCAGGAGACCGUCGAGGAGACCAAGACAGAGGGACCCACCGUGCAGGAAACAGUGGCUGAAAUUGCCGAAACCGCCAAGGAGUCUGUCGAGACACCCACUGACACUGAGGUCACCGAGCCUGAGGCCGCCGCCGUGGAGGAGGUCGUGAAUGAAAUCACUGAGAUCGCCAAGGAAACCGCCAAGGAGACUCCCGAUGUCCCCGAUGCCACCGAGACUGAGGUCGCCGCCGUUGCGGCUGCCGCUGCAGCAGCAGCUGUUGGUGCUGCCGUGGCUGAAGAAGCUACUUCGCCCGAGCCUGUUUCUACUGAGAAGGCCGUUGCCGAUUUGACCAAGGAGGUCGAGCCGGAGGCUGCUAAGGCUGAGGAAGUCACCGAAGUCGCCGCUGAGCCUGUUACCGAGAAGGCUGAGGAGCCCGUUGCUGAGACCCCCGUGGCUGAGGCUGUUCCUAUUGUGGAGACUGCUGUCGAGGAACCCGUCAAGGAGGUUGUUGUCGAGGAGCCUGCUGCUUCUAUUGAGACUCCUGCUGCUGCCGAGGAGCCUGUUGAGAAGGCUGAGGUUGAAGCUGACACUAUUGCUGAACCUGCUGCCGAGCCCGUCGCGGUGCCUACACCUGCAGUCGAGGAGACUCCUGUUGAGGAACCCGCCAAGGAAAUUGUCGUCGAGGAGCCUAUUGUUGCUUCCACUGAGACUUCUGCCCCUGAGGUUGUCGCUGAAGUUGUUGCCGAGGAGCCUGCCGCCGAGGAAACUCCUGUGAAGGAGCCUGUCGCCGUCACUGAGACUGUUGAGGUGGCUGCUGUUCCUGAGGCCGUUGCUGAGCCUGCGGCGGAGACCAUUGAAGAGCCUGUCGCUCAGAUUUCCGAGCCUGCUAUUGCCGAGGACAAGGUCGAGAUUGCUGCUGCUCCAGAGACUGUCGUCGAGGUCGUGGCCGAGGCCCCUGAGCUCGCCCCAGUUGAAGAACCUACCACUGAAGCACCUGCUGCCGAGGUUGUCGAGGAUGUGAAGGAACCUGCCGUCGUCGAGCCCGUCAUCGAAGAGCCAGCCGUCGCAGAGCCAGUCAAGGUCGAAGAAACUGUCGAAGUGGCACCCACUGAGGAGCAGCCCCAAGAGGCAAUCCAAGUGGAGGCACCCAUCGCUAAGGAAGCCGAGGUUGAGCCAGUCGUCGUAGAGGAGACCGUCAUUGAGCAGCCCGCCGCUGCCGUUGUUGACGUUGCUGCCGUUGCUGACGAGACUCCCGUUGAAGCUUCUAAGGAGAUCGAUUCCGAAGAGCCUGCUGCUGAUGUCUCUGUUGUCGAAGAGAUCGUCCCUGUGGAAUCAUCUUCUGCUGAGGUCCCGGCCGUCAAGGUCACUGAUGAAGAGCCUGUGAUUACGGAGCCCGAAGCACCUAUCGUCGCUGAGGUUGCUGCCGAAGAGCCUGCACAGGAGGCUCCCAAGGCUGAGGAGACUGUCGCUGAGCCCACUGAUGUCAAGGAGGAAUCCGUUCCUUCCACCGCUGAUGUGGAGACUCCCGCUCCUACUGAGGUUGAGGCCCAGAAGGAAGAGACUGCCGCUCCAGAGGUUGCCGAGACCCCCAAGGAGGAGUCCACUGGCCUGAGCUCCGAGAUUCUCGGAGCUGGUGUCGCCGCCGCUGCCCUUGCCGGUGUCGGAGUUGCUGUUGCCUCCCACAAGGAGUCUGAGUCUGCCCCGGAGGCAACCAAGGAUCAAAAAGAUGCCGAGACCAUUGGCGCUGACAAGGAACCUGUCGUCGAGACUCAGCCCAAGGCUGCAGCAACAGAUGCCCAGCCUGCAGACGGUAAGCCAGCACCGCUCUACACUUCGAACCAACAAUCCGCGAUGUCCCUCGAAACUGAUCCCGUUCUUGCAGCUCUUGCUUCCGACCGUGAAGCCCUGCUCAGCAAGCUCAACCAGCCCUCCACCGACCAGCUGGCCGCCACUUCCAACGAGCAACCCGCUGCCACCACCGAGUCCCAGCCCGCCCCCGAGGCCAGUACCAGCAAGGGUAUCACCGAACCUACCAAGGCAGAUGACGCCAAGCCUUCGGACUCUCUUGCGCCCAAGAACAACGAUGAGGAUGCUCGCCCGUCGAGCCAGAACCGGUCAGUGACAGCUGUUUCUCUGAAUGGUGCCACAGACAACUGGCUCAAAGCAAUUCUGCGCUCUGUGUUUGGUGGUUUCUUUGGAGCGAUUUUCGCCCCCUUCCGUCGUGGAAAGAAGGCCUCAAACUAA